AUGCACACCCCAACCAUCCUCAUCAUCGCGGCCGCCGCCAGCGCCGCCGUCGCCGCGCCCGUCACCACUGUCAAGCCUACCGACUCAACCAACCCUACCAAACCUACCAACCCUACCAACUACAACGCCCCCAUCGCCAAGGCACUUGUCUCAGCCGGCAUGGUCGACACAGAAGGCCACUGCAUGCACCCUCUGCACGACGGCCUCGCGUAUCCACCGCGUGCCGCCCUCUAUGCUGCUGACGCCGCCGCCGCUGACUUCGCUGCCGCUUCUGUCGCUGCCGCCCAGGCGGAAGAGGAAGAGACACAAGAGCAGUACAACAAGAAGCUUGUCAAGAUGGACAAGGCUCUCUGGCGCAUCUACACGCCCCCUGGCGAGUUGCACGAAGGAAGGGUGAUUUACAUGAGAGAUUGGGAGAAUAUUGAGGGAUACACGGCAUGGCGUUAG
This is a messenger RNA of Alternaria conjuncta, 447 nucleotides long. RefSeq lists its product as uncharacterized. The transcript has 2 exons. The record is from RefSeq and is a predicted model, not a curated record. Bases 1 to 447 code for a protein of 148 amino acids. NCBI's taxonomy places the organism in Eukaryota, Fungi, Ascomycota, Dothideomycetes, Pleosporales, Pleosporaceae.